AUGGAAGCCGCUACGACAGCAAAUGGGCAACAUGUUUCAGAAACUGGGGACAACGGAGAUUUUACCAGGACGUUGUUGCCCCCGAUAGGCGUGCGGGGAAGCCGUCGCUUCGAAGCCCCCCAACCUCCACCGGAAGUUGACAAAUUUUCACGGGCCAUGGACAAGGUGAUGGCUGAGAGGGCUCUCACGGUAGAAGCCCCGGGGGAGGAGAACGCGGCGGGACACAUCAUAGCCAGGAGGGAGACCCAGAUGGCAUCUAAGCACGGGAUAGCCAAGGUUGGCAAGGGCGUGGUGGAGAAGUUCCAUGCCGCGCGCCACAACACUGCCAUUAUGUCAGCUAUGGGUCAUCCAGGGCUGGAGAAGUUGGUGGCCAAGGAGGAAGAGGAGAAGCGCAAACGGAGAGCCCGAAUUAAGGUGUCAUUAAUUAAAAGCCGCCAGUAUGUAUGCAUGUAUGCAUGCACGCACGUGCUACAUGUAUGUGUAUGUGCGCGCUUCUGCGUUUCGUUUGUCUGUCUGCAUGUCCGCCUGUUGAUGGUGGUGGCGGUGUUGGUGGUGGCGGUUGCGAUUUUCCAGGAACUGACGGCGCAGCGGAACAGCGCCAACGGCCGGAACUCCCACUAUCGCGGAGGCCACGAGGGCGAGCACCAGCACCAGCACCAGCUGCAUCCCCAGGCCCAGGUCCAGCCCCAGAGCAGUGUCCCCCUCAGCCAACACGGCUCCGAGCUCCCCAACGUCUACGUGGCGCUAGGCCAGUCCGCGCCCUCCUCCAGGAACCCAUCCACAACCUUGCUGGGCAGCCUACCGCCAGCGCAGCCGCAGUCGCAGUCACACGCACAGCAGGCAGCAGCGCAAGCAGCGGCGGUGCAAGCACAGGCAGCGGCGCAGCAAACGCAGGUGUCGGCGCAGCAGCCGCAGGCAGCGGCGCGGUCUGGUGGCGCCAGUGCGCGGAGCAACCCAGCUGGAGGGGGCGGGGGCGGGGGAAAGGAGACGGGGUCGUCACCCAGGGCGGCGCCCCCCCGCACCGGGGUCCCCAGCGGACUUCGACCUCUGGCCGUCAGUACAGGUGGUGCGAGCAGUGAGUGGGAGGGGCAGUCUCACUCCAACAAGGGCUCCAGCACCUCACGGAGGGGGGGUCCCGGUGGGAGGUGGCGGAGGAGGGCCCAGGCCAACACCGCCAAGUCAGGUCACAGCAGCGAGUCCGUGAUCCGAGCCACAAGUCGGGUGGGCCGCGUACUGGCGGAGUUCGGCGGCCACGACGACUGGUGCUCCGUGACCGUACUGCGGCACAGCCUGGCAACCAUACUGCAGGCCAACAUUCGGGGCUGGUUGGUUCGCCGCAAGUGGCUAGCCAACCCGAAUGCGCUGGUGAAUGCCACCAAGGCGGUGCUUGAGGCAGAGCGAGCGCAGAAGGAGCGGCGAGCGGCGCUGAAACUCGAGCUGGAGCGGCGGGCGCUGACUCGGAAGCAGAAGGAGAAGGCUGCGAAUGUACUGCAGAUGCUCUUCCCGCAGGUACGUGUGGGCGUGUGGGUGGGCGGGCUGGGAGGUGUCGGUGUGCGUUCGGGAUGGGGUGCGGAGAAGAGCAUGGUGGGCGUCCCCCCUUCGGCAGUACGGCGCGGCAGUAGCGGCGACAAUGUGCCACAUGGCGGCAACUCCUCCUCAGCUCGAGCCAAGUGGACUCGCCUCAAUAAGAACCUUGACCUCGCAACGGAGCAGGAGGCCUUCGACCUGGCUGACUCACUGGACGGCAGCGACAGCGAGACGUCGGACCUGGGGCUGGAGGAGAUGGCCUUGGUCAAGAUGCGCGCGAGGACACCGCCGUGGCAGAAGGCGGAGCAGAGCCAGUGGGAAGGUCAGUGGGCCAAGCUCAACACCAAGACGGGGAGAGGCAAUUUGGACGUCGUAUGGGACCUUUCCGACACGGCGGCGAGAGUUCAGGCGGUGCAGCAGCGGCGUGCGGAGCGGACUGCUUCUUCAGCGGACGGCAAGACGUCACGCGCCGGCGAUGGCGCCGCAGCUGCCGACUCGCAGCAGUACGACCCGGCCACGCAGCCGCUGCCGGCGGCCGUUGUGAACGAGUUGCUCGUCCACCGAUACAUUGACAACUGGGUGAAGGUCGCCAGUAAGCGCGCAAUGCGUAACAUCAAGUACGCCACCUGCGAUGAGGGGUAUUUGCGUCCCUUGGGCUGCUAG
Messenger RNA from Volvox carteri f. nagariensis, 2190 nucleotides. RefSeq lists its product as uncharacterized. NCBI's taxonomy places the organism in Eukaryota, Viridiplantae, Chlorophyta, Chlorophyceae, Chlamydomonadales, Volvocaceae. The coding region runs from base 1 to 2190 and encodes 729 amino acids. Gene Ontology annotation, molecular function: protein binding. The record is from RefSeq and is a predicted model, not a curated record. The transcript is spliced from 15 exons.